UAAGCGAUAGAAUGAAAACGAAUACAAUUUUCUACUUCGUUGCUGAAAUCGCGGAUUUGCGGCAAGUUUGUAAGUAGUAAAAAGAAAAAAAAGGAAACAGAUUCGCACGCGACUCGUCAAAGUUAGCGAAAAACGCGUUGACGAGGCGAGCGGCAUUUAAAAAAGUCCUUUGUCGUUCGUUCGAAAUACGUUGCCUUUGUCAGAUGCGACACGUACCGAAUUUCAAUAGUUAAGCUAUACGCACCCAUGGCUAACUGUUUUAUCAUCGUUGCACACCGAUAUGCGGGUGGACGCACUUCCGCCUAUUCUGAUAAGCAGCGACGUUCGAAUGCAUCCGAAAUACGCGUUACGAAAUUUGAGCGACGCAGUCUCGUGUUUCGGAUAUAGGGGUCACGGGUACCUACCUAAUUCGAUACAUGUUCGUUAACGGGAUUGUCGUUCAACGCUCGAUCGACAUCUAUCGCGAUAAUUAACGGCGAGCAAAUAGUCAUUUUCCAACCUCGUCCAUCCACCGUUCUCUCUCUACUUACUGCACUCUGUGCGCAUCUAUCGAGACGCACUUCCUCCUCGACCUACGCCCUUUCCUCUUCCCGAUCCUGUAGGUAAUGCACAACGCGAAGUCGAUAAUCUUGACAAAUGGAUGUUUGUAGCGUGGGAUUGCGGAACAUUGGUUCCCUGAUACUGCGAAUGACAGGUUCCAUCGAGCCACGGUUGAUCGGUGCGCCUCGAGUACGAACGUUUUCUACGUGUCACCGAUAAAUUCUCUUUGAGACAGAAAUUGAAAGGAACAGAGCCGGAUCGUCGUACGUUCUUUUAAAAGCCACGCGUGUUCCGACUAUAUGCAAUUGAACAAACAUCGGAACAUCUGUUGGGAUAUUUAUGGAUUCCUCCAGUGAAACUGUAAACUUUCGAUGAAUUGUCAUAUAGUGGGAUAAGAGAAAGAGAAAGAAAGAAAAAGAGCAUCUGUUUGUAUCGUAAAUCAUACCUAAAACUUUGAAAACUCUUUUCAAGUUUGUGAAAUGUCUACGUAAAAUUUCUACAUAGACGUAUAACGUCGAAUUUCUGUAACCGUUGCAAAUGGAUGAGAAUUGUAAAAAUUAAAUUCGUUGAUUGGUAAUUACUUCUUAGUUGCACAUUCUCUGUUGUGCCAUAUGAAUACAAAUUUCAAGAGACUUUUUGGGAUUACGCGCGACAGCAGUUGGGUGGUCUACGUCCCGACAGGAUUUCGUCGCGCAUGCGUACGUUGCUGGCAAACUCCUACACGCGUACAGCAUCGUCUACGAAGAUGGAAGUUGGAGCGUAGAGUCGCCGCGAAUUUGUCGGCCGCCUCAGUCGCGUUCGGCGCGUCGUACGAGCAAGUGCGUUCUCGUUCGUUCUCACCCUGUUUCCGUAACCCUCGCAGUUUUUCUCUCGAUCCUCUUCCGCUUCUUCUUUCUCGAUCUACCUCGUUGAAGCUUUAUCUUCUUUCCCGCGAUCUUUACACAGUCACCGAUCGAAACGAAACGGCAACCCGCGAAACAACGUAACCAGAAGGAUAAUCAAAAAUGAAUCACGAUUAAAAGAUCGACAUACGGAUUUUCGUCGAAGACGAACUUGUGCGAUCGAAGGUACGACCAAUGCCAUUGAAUCGAGUAUUUACCUCUUUAAUCGAGCCGGAAAACAGUGUCGCUUCGUUUCGAACGGACAAACAAAGUAUCGAAUGAUCGAGUUAUCCCAAGCAGAAUCCCUUCGAAUGCUUGUUUCGUUAUUCGUGCGGAUAUAUUCUAUAUUCAGCAGGCGACGGUGUCGAGAAGAAUGUGCGAGAAUCACGUUGCAUCGUAAUUGAAAAUCCAGUGGACGAGAUAGAAAUCGUUCGGACGUAAACGAAAGAGGGAAAUCGGUCGCGCAACCGCGGACGGGCAACGAGAUGAAGUCAUCGGACGCUUAGCCAGAGAUCGGCUGGAAGCCAUGAAUUUUUCGUUGCGGUUUCAUCGAGUAAAAACUUGAAUCGCGAAUAAAAUCGCGGUGAAGAGGAACAGCACGAUCGCAAAGCGUUCGCGAACGACAUGUCCGAGGAAGAAACGACAGAACGGGCCGAUCGUAAUGAAACGUUCGAGAUAGACGGACUGAUUCAGGGGAAUCGUACGGGGGACCUGCCGGAAUUCUUCAACGUCACUCCACUCGAUGUCAACGCGACGAACGAGAUCGACUCAUUCUACUUCUACGAGACGGAACAAUUCACGGUCUUGUGGCUGCUGUUCGCGAUGAUAGUCGUCGGGAAUAUCGCGGUGCUAAUUGGCCUGCAGUGGGGGAAACGGCGUAAGACGCGCAUGGAUUUUUUUAUCAAACAGCUAGCGUUUGCGGAUUUAUUGGUAGGCCUGAUAUCCGUGCUAACGGAUAUAAUUUGGAGAACGACGGUGACCUGGCACGCGGGCAACGUUGCCUGCAAAUUGAUAAGGUUCAUGCAAGCCGUCGUUACGUACAGUUCUACAUACGUACUUGUCGCAUUGUCGAUCGACAGAUAUGACGCCAUUACCAGACCUAUGAAUUUCACCGGCAGGUGGUGGAGAGCCAGGGCUCUGGUGGUAGCUGCCUGGGGUUUGUCGGCAUUGUUUAGCGUGCCGAUUAUUUUCCUGUACGAGGAAAAACGCAUACAGGGGAAGACACAAUGCUGGAUAGAUCUGGGAUCUCCUAUGCAAUGGAGGAUCUACAUGAGCCUGGUCAGCUUUACCCUCUUUAUAGCCCCUACUCUGAUAAUAGGAGGCUGUUAUGCUGUGAUCGUAGCUACUAUAUGGUCGCAAGGAGGGGCAUUACGUCAGGGACCUACUCGAGACACCAGAAGAGCAUCGUCCCGAGGACUCAUUCCCAGGGCUAAAGUUAAGACGGUCAAAAUGACUCUCGUUAUAGUGUUCGUAUUCAUUCUUUGUUGGAGCCCGUACAUAGUGUUCGAUCUGCUGCAAGUUUACGGAUAUGUACCAGAGACGCAGACUAACAUCGCCGUGGCCACUUUCAUUCAAAGUUUAACGCCUCUGAAUUCGGCGGCGAAUCCGAUUAUAUACUGUCUCUUCAGCACGUCGUUUUGUAAAACCGUACGGAACAUACAGGCGAUCUCGUGGGUUUCUGGGUGGUGUGCAACGAAUCCCCAUCAUUGUUUCGGCACCGGUGCUCCGAACAGCAGCACCAGGACAACAGUAACGACGUCGUUGACGGCGCAGUCUUCGAGAAGAAGCGGGCACAUCGCCAUGAUACACUCCGCCACCAGGAAACGUGUUAUGGUGUCUCUGGUUUAAGGAACGAACGAUGGGAACUGUAUCUAGAAUUCAUAUUAGAUAUACGUAGAAUUCUUCCGCCUAACAGCUCCUGUCGAGCUUCAACAAAGAGGCCACAAGUAUUACGAGUCUGCGAAAUUAUGUUCGAUACUUCGUCUACGUUUCUCGAAUCGCGACACACGAAUCUUUGAAUCGUCAUUUAACUUUUUUCUAUCUUCUCUUCGAUUCUUUGUCUCUUCUUCGUCGAGAAUUCAAGGGGAUACGAAAUGAAAUUGGGACUAGUUGUUGUAAUACAAAGUACAAUCUACGUGUUAUGCAAUGAAUAUUAGAAUCAUAAUUUAGGAGACCGCGGAGAAAUGUGAAUAAAAUAAGUUUUUUAUUCCCGCAUUUACGUGAUCAGUAUUUUAGGCGAGAUCGUGCACGGUCCUCAUAUUUUUCAUCCUCUAAAUGAAACGUAACAUCUUAUUAGAGAAAUUUUCAAAAUGUCAAAGUUAUUCCGAAUUGCGGUAUUUGUACAAGAACUUUACUAAUGACGGCAAACGAAGGCCAAAUAGCGAGAUACGGCUCUACGAUCGACCAGGAAUAUCAUUUCGUUAAAUAAACUCUGAUUUAAUGAAGCCGUUCGCCAAGUUUCAGGAGGAUGAAAGGAACAUUAACCUGGCAAUUGAUCAGCCUAUGUGGAAAAUGAUACGCUCAAAGUAUACAUGUACAUAUAUACAUAGCGAACGAACGGCAGCUUCAUGUGUAUAUACAUAUGCACGUUUUACAGUCGCGCACGCACACACGUAUACAUAUUUGCAGGCAGGCCAGAUACACACCUACACACGUGAAACCAUAAAUGUAUAAUAUAUUCAUGUAUUCCAUCCGUUCGCGAUCGACGCGAAAACGCUCAGCCCUUGAGGUGGGCUAUUUUGUUAGCGAUCUACGGGAACGAUAAAUCUCUACCAGCAAGACAAUUCCUCGUAUCGAUUCGCAUCUCUACGAACAACACAGUUGUGCAACAAAUUCAUCUUUGUACCUUCGGGCGAUCGCGAACUUCUCUAUUGUGAACACUCUAUCAAGCACUAAAAUGAAACUGCUGCAAUGAAAACAGCUUCGUUCGAACAUGCGAAAAGAUUUACCGUCCAUGAAUCGGAACGGGACGAUUUAAUUGUUUAAUCGACCACUUGAACUUUCGUACUAUGCAUUGUGUUUCAAGGUUGAAAAGCCCUUUUAUGACGCAGUUAGAUGUUACGAACAUGCUACGUUUAGAUACCAGUAUAGUUAGUAGAUGAAGCUGUAUUCGUAAUUCCUCUAUUCGCUAUUUAUUGCACUCUUCUAUUAAAAAAAGAAGGAACAAGAAUAAGAAAUAAGUUACGAAAGAUAACGUGUCACUACGUCUUCUUGCGAUAUAAAUAUUUUCACUGUGCACAAAGUUUGUACAUACUGUCGAAUAAACUCGUCCAUAAUACCCGUA
Bombus terrestris (buff-tailed bumblebee) is the source of this 4704-nucleotide messenger RNA. RefSeq names its product cardioacceleratory peptide receptor (gene CCAP-R). Gene Ontology annotation, biological process: G protein-coupled receptor signaling pathway. Gene Ontology annotation, cellular component: membrane. Gene Ontology annotation, molecular function: vasopressin receptor activity. The record is from RefSeq and is a predicted model, not a curated record. NCBI's taxonomy places the organism in Eukaryota, Metazoa, Arthropoda, Insecta, Hymenoptera, Apidae. The coding region runs from base 2046 to 3269 and encodes 407 amino acids. The transcript has 8 exons.